AUGGCUUCGUAUGUACCUCCAACAUUGAAUAAUUCUUUAAAAACUGUUGAAUGGAUGUGGCAAUCAAAUCCAAAUCCAUUUUCAAAGUCUGAACGGGCUACAUGGAGUCAUUAUUCAGAUUUGGAAAACUUAAUUAUCGAACGGGCGUUCAAAACUAAACAGCCACGAGCCGUCUUGGAUAGUUAUUACAUUGAUUUCGAAAGUAAACUGCAAAUAUCCAAUAUUGAUGAUUGCAAGCAAAGACCAAUAAAACGUGUGGUACGUAAUAGAGAAGAUAAACACUUAAGGGAAGCACGUUUUAUGGAUCUUCCUGUUAGUUCCGGACGUUCAUUUGGUGGUGAAUAUGGUUGGAUAUCUCCAUUUGUAAUAGAAGUCAGACAAGUCUUGAAACUCGAGCUAGACGAUUUACCUUCGAAAAAACCAAGCCUAAUUCCGAUACUUGUGGAAAAAGCAGCGCAAGGUAUUAUUGAAGAAGGUAGAAGUAUCGGGGAAAAAUGCGCAGCUGAAGAACUAGCUAAUAUGCUUCGAGAAAAGGAAAACGCGGGAAUCGAAGAAGUUUGGAAAUGCUGCGCUUAUCUUUAUACCUUGGAAAGUUUCUUGUACAAAACGUUAAAUGCAGCGAUGAGAUUGGUAGGAGACAAAGAACAGGAAAAGGAAUGGCGAAGUAAAAUUCGUACAUUGGGUCCUUUCUGUUUAUUACUAUGGGAUGAUCCAUUUAAUAAAGAAUUGACAACCAAAAAGACACUUUAUCGAGGAGCCACUCUAACUAAAGAACAGAUCACUACGUAUGCAAAAAUGGCCGAAGACGAUAAGGCUUAUGGAUCAUUUCAAGCAUAUACAUCAUGUAGUCGAAAUCGAGACAAAGCAGAAGAAUUUGGAAAUACUUUAUUCAUUAUGGAAAUAUUAGUUGCUUUUAUUGCCGAUCUAAGUCUAUUAUCUGAAUAUUCUGCAGAAGAAGAAGAACUAGUUACACCAGGUGUUUGCUUCCAUGUUAAAAGUGUUGAAUUUGAUCGUAAGAAGAACAAACAUUUGAUCCAUUUGCAAUUAAGACAACGAUUUUCGCGUAAGUGGAAAAGUCUUUUAUAA
This is a messenger RNA of Rotaria sordida, 1086 nucleotides long. The record is from the annotation of a GenBank genome assembly. NCBI's taxonomy places the organism in Eukaryota, Metazoa, Rotifera, Eurotatoria, Philodinida, Philodinidae.